AUGGCAGGUCUUGAGCAGGUGACAAUAGAUUCUUCGUCUUAUCCUGGCAUCUCGGUGGUUACAAUUAAUCGCCCUCAUAGGAAGAAUGCCGUCGACCCCUUAACCGCAAAAGCGCUCUACGAGGCUAUCCUUCUCUUUGAGAAUGACACAAAACAAAAAGUGUGCGUCCUAAAAGGUGCUGGCAGUAGCUUUUGCGCCGGAGCCGACCUUCAUGGCGUUGCUCAGGCAGAUAAAAACAUACCCAGCGACAACCUCCAGCCAGUGAGCGGUCGCAACUUGGGGCCCAUGGGUCCCUCCAGACUGAUUAUCAAAAAACCUGUCAUAUGUGCUAUCUCUGGAUACGCGGUUGCAGGAGGCCUAGAACUGAGUCUGCUUGCAGAUAUGCGCGUGGUUGAAGAGGACGCAAUUUUUGGUGUCUUUUGUCGACGAUGGGGUGUGCCUCUCAUUGACGGAGGCACUGUCCGGCUGCAGGCAAUUGUUGGGCUAGGUCGCGCAUUGGAUAUGAUCUUAACUGGUCGGCCAGUAGGCGCCCAAGAGGCACUGGCUAUGGGACUGGCCAGCCGUGUCGUUGCUAAGGGGGAAUCAUUCAAGGAGGCUAUCGAGAUUGCAAAACAGCUCAUCGCCUUCCCCGAGUUGUGUCUCAACACAGACCGACAUUCAUGCUAUUACAGUGCUUACGAGGCAUCCUCGUUUCAGGAUGCUAUAUCCCAGGAGUUCAAUGCUGGAAGCAAGGUGAUUUCGCAGGAAGCUAUCGCAGGUGCGGCCAAGUUCAGUAAAGGCUUAGGACGACAUGGCAACUUCAAGGAUCACAGCAAGCUGUAA
Messenger RNA from Penicillium paradoxum, 822 nucleotides. RefSeq names its product enoyl-CoA hydratase/isomerase family protein. The record is from RefSeq and is a predicted model, not a curated record. The transcript has a single exon. Lineage: Eukaryota; Fungi; Ascomycota; Eurotiomycetes; Eurotiales; Aspergillaceae. The coding region runs from base 1 to 822 and encodes 273 amino acids.